GACGCCUUCCACCGCGGCCUGUUCCUCUUCUGCUGCCGCGCGCCGCCCUGCUGCGCGGGCCUGCGUGUUUUUAGAAAUCAGCUACCCAGGAAAAAUGACUUUUACUCACAUGAGCCGCCUUCUGAGGAUCCUCCCCCAGCGGGGGAGUCCGUGUGCCUCCAGCUCAAGUCCGGGGCUCAUCUCUGCAGGGUUUGCGGCUGUUUAGGCCCCAAGACGUGCUCCGGCUGUCACCGGGCGCAUUACUGCAGCAAGGAGCACCAGACUGUGGACUGGAGAUCGGGGCACAAGCAGGCGUGUAGACAGUCGGAUAAUUUGGACGAUACUGUUCCAGAUCACAACUUCCUUUUUCCAGAAUUUGAAAUUGUCAUAGAAACAGAAGAUGAGAUUACACCUGAAGUUUCCGAAAAAGAAGAUGAACCAGAGAUUAUAGGGAGCAUGGGUGAAGCACCCGAGGAAGAAUUGGAUUCCAUGGCAAAACAUGAAUCCAGGGAAGACAGAAUUUUCCAGGAGUUUAAAACUAAAAUAGCCCUGGAACCAGAACAGAUUCUCAGGUAUGGCAGAGGGCUUGCCCCCAUUUGGAUCUCUGGUGAAAACAUCCCCCAAGAGGAGGAUAUUCCAGACUGUCCCUGUGGUGCCAAGAGAAUAUUUGAAUUCCAGGUUAUGCCUCAGCUGCUUAACUACCUAAAGGCUGACAGACUGGGCAGGAGUGUUGACUGGGGCAUCCUGGCUGUCUUCACCUGUGCUGAGAGCUGCAGCCUGGGUACUGGCUACACAGAGGAAUUUGUUUGGAAGCAAGAUGUAACAGAUACACCUUAAAGACAACCUCGAGCCCUGGCCAGCGUGGCUCAGUUGGGUGUCUGGUGUACCAGGAAGUUGCCAAUUUGAUUCCUGGUCAGGGCA
Miniopterus natalensis is the source of this 900-nucleotide messenger RNA. RefSeq names its product programmed cell death 2 (gene PDCD2). Gene Ontology annotation, cellular component: cytoplasm; nucleus. The record is from RefSeq and is a predicted model, not a curated record. Lineage: Eukaryota; Metazoa; Chordata; Mammalia; Chiroptera; Miniopteridae.